Molecule: messenger RNA, 507 nt
Organism: Microthlaspi erraticum
Lineage: Eukaryota; Viridiplantae; Streptophyta; Magnoliopsida; Brassicales; Brassicaceae
Source: the annotation of a GenBank genome assembly
AUGGAUUAUCCCGUUCUUCACCUGGCGUUUUCCGAUGACUUCACAAAAAACUUAUUGAAGUCAUGGUAUCUUACCCCUGGCUCCCUCCGCAGUGCUCGCAUUGAAGAACUCGGGCACAUUGCAAAGAACUGCCUGCUUCUUCCUAUCCCCCCAAAAGCUGAUCCAAACCCCUCUGCCAAGGAGAAAGUUAGAAAAGAAUACCAAAAGAAGACAGUGGCAGCUGUCAACCCAAAAACCAUGGAAAAGAAAAACCCGGAGGCUCUUUCUGUUUCUCCAGGCCCCGGUUUACCACCUGCGCCUCCUCUACCUACCCCAGCCCCUCUCAAGGAGACUCCCCUGUCAGCUCCGCCCUCUCCUCUCCCUCCCUCUUCCCAAGUGUCCGGCUCCCCAACCCCCUUACCAAAACCUCAUCCCCCCCUGUCCCUCCCUCUCCAGACUCCCUCUCUCUUUUACCUUCCCAUUUAUCAUCAAAAAUCCCUUCCCACCCCUCCCUCCCAGUUAUCUUAG